CAAAGGAGACCCGGUCUCCGAGGCUCAUGGCGAUGCUGGUCCUAGUACCCGGACGAGUUAUGCGGCCUCUGGGUGGCCAACUUUGGCGCUUCUUGCCUCGCGGACUCGAGUUUUGGGGCCCAGCCGAGGGGACUGCGAGAGUCUUGCUGAGGCAGUUCUGCGCGCGGCAAGCGGAGGCGUGGCGUGCCUCGGGGCGCCCUGGCUAUUGCCUGGGAACCCGGCCCCUCAGCACUGCGAGGCCGCCACCCCCGUGGUCGCAGAAGGGCCCCGGAGACUCCACGCGCCCCUCGAAGCCCGGGCCUGUUUCCUGGAAGUCUUUAGCAAUCACAUUUGCUAUUGGAGGAGCUUUACUGGCUGGAAUGAAGCACGUCAAGAAAGAAAAGGCAGAGAAGUUAGAGAAGGAACGGCAGCGACACAUCGGCAAGCCUUUACUUGGGGGACCGUUUUCCCUCACAACUCAUACUGGGGAGCGUAAAACUGACAAGGACUACUUGGGUCAGUGGUUAUUGAUUUAUUUUGGCUUCACUCAUUGCCCUGAUGUCUGUCCAGAAGAACUAGAAAAGAUGAUUCAAGUCGUGGAUGAAAUAGAUAGCAUUACAACUCUGCCAGAUCUAACUCCACUUUUCAUCAGCAUUGACCCAGAGAGGGACACAAAAGAAGCCAUCGCAAAUUAUGUGAAAGAAUUUUCUCCCAAACUGGUUGGCUUGACUGGCACGAGAGAAGAGGUCGAUCAAGUGGCCAGAGCAUACAGAGUGUAUUACAGCCCUGGCCCCAAGGACGAAGAUGAAGACUACAUAGUGGAUCACACAAUAAUAAUGUACUUGAUUGGACCAGAUGGUGAGUUUCUAGAUUAUUUUGGCCAGAACAAGAGGAAGGGAGAAAUAGCUGCUUCAAUUGCCACACACAUGAGGCCAUACAGAAAAAAGAGCUAGCCAAAGCAGUGUUGCUGGAUGCAGUAUUCUCUUGCUAAGAGGAAGGAAACUGUCUCGCAUAGGAGCCUAUAUAAAUAUAAACAUAUAUACGUGCACUCUACAGAAUGGCCUUCAUACCAUGAGAACAUUUCUGUUUUGGAUGGGGAUGUUACCCUUGCGUUCAACCAAAAUUGAUUCUUGGAACUGUAAAGAUUACAACCCAAAGUCUCCCAGGAAGCUGUGGGGAGACCAGAGGAUCAAGCUGAAGUGAAGCCAGUGAAGAGCCCACCUGUGGAAGGACAUGGCGGGGCGAGGCACAGCCAGUGCAUUCCUGCCUGCGAACAGGCCCUCCCAGCAGCUUUGCCGCCUCUCCAUCGUCUUGGGCCCUUGCUCAAAUAGCUGUGGGACUGAAUUUCACAGAAAAGAAUAUAAUUUCCAUAGUGCUCUUGCUUGCCUCUUCUUGAGUUCUUUGCUCUUCUGAGUUCUUGGUGGCUAAUAACAGUCAGAUUAGGGUCUCUGCCAUUCAGAGUUGAUGCUUGAAAACUUUAGUUUUCCUUAUUAAUGAAUAUCACUAUCAGAUUUGACUAAUGAAGAGGAAAUCUAUUGUUUGGGGGAAAAAAAACAUCAGUUUGAUUUCUCUAGGGGUUCUUUUAUGUGAUUUUUAGCUAAGUGGUGUGCCAGGUUUUCAGUGACAUACCAAAUGGAAAUAAGAGGAUAUUGAUCACGAGUGUGAUGCUGAGUACCUUUCUGCAUAUACUGGAUUGUACUUUGUGUAAAGUAAACAUACUCAGUUUUGCUGUUCAGACAAGCGUGAUCUUUUUCAUGGGUGAUGAGUGGGUACAUAGAUGGCUGCACACAGUUCUCAGGAAAGAGACCCACAGGCUCCAGCGGGCAGGUGGGUGGGACGCUUGCUGAAGUGCAGUUCCCCAGACCCAGAGCUGAAUUCACUGAAUCUGCAGUAUGAUGCAGAGACCUGCUUCCAUGACAGAUACCCCAGGUGACUCGGAUGCUGGCGGACUGGGACCAUCCCUUAAGAAAGUGUUUUUUGGGGAAAUAACUUGCCUGGCACAAUGGCUAAUGCCUAUAAUCCCAAAACUUUGGGAGGCCAGGGCCUGAGGAUUGCUAGAGGUUAGGUAUUCAAGACAAGCCUGGGCAACAUAGUGAGACCCCCCCCCCCCGCCCCCAUCUCUACAGAAGAUUUUUUUGGCAUGGUGGCACAUGCCUGUAGUCCUGGCUACUCAGGAGACUGAAAUGGAGUAUCACUUGAGCCCAGGAAUUCAAGGCUUCAGUGAGCUAUAAUCACACCACUGCAUUCCAGCCUGGGCAACAGAGUGAGACCCUCUAGAUAUAUCUAUGUAGAGAUACAGAAAUUAAAAUGAAUUUAAAAAUAAAUAAAUUUGACCCUUCUUUUGGUGUGUCAGCCAUUGAAGAAAAUGAUUAUUGAGUGAUAGAAUGAAUCUUGGCUUUUGUUUCUAAAUUUAACUGCCCUAGAAUCCUGGGUUUGGCCUUUUUCUGCCAGAAGCUGCUGCCCUAGGGGCAAAGUUCUCCAAAAGUUUUUCAGUAAAUCCUAAGAUGCAACAAAUAUAAUGCCUAGAUAGACAACAGAUUCUUUUUACAUGAUAUGUUUCUACACGCACAUGAUAGAGGUCUUUUGGUUUUUAAAUUCUCAAUACUUAAACCUAAAUAUAUCAAAGUAAAAGUAUGUGAAAAAAAACUAUGCUAGUUAUAGGUUGAAUAAUGUCCCCCAAAAUUUAUACAUUGAAGCCCUAAUCUCAGUACUUCAGAAUGUGACUGUAAUUGGAGAUAGGGUCUUUAGAGAGAUAGUUAAAUUAAAAUGAGGCUGCUAGGUUGGCCCUAAUUCUAUAUGACUGGUGUUCUUAAAAUAAUAGAUUAGCUGGGCACAGUGGCUUAUGCCUGUAAUCCCAGCACUUUGGGAGGCCGAGGCGUGCAGAUCACCUAAGGUCAGGAGUUCGAGACCAGCCUGGCCAACAUGGUGAAACGUCGUCUCUCUCCUAAAAAUACAAAAAUUAGCCGGGCAUGGUAGCGGGUGCCUGUAAUCUCAGUUACUCCGGAGGCUGAGGCAGGAGAAUCGCUUGAACCCAGGAGGCAGAGGUGGCAGUGAGGCAAGAUUGCGCCAUCGUACUCCAGCCUGGGCGACAGAGCAAGACUCCGUCUCAAAAAGAAUAGGAGACACAGUGAGACGACCAUGAGAAGCCAGAGAGAAAACAGCCAUCUUACAAGCCAAGAGAGAAGUUGUGAGAAAAAAAAAAAAAAACAAACCCUGCUGACUCCUUGAUUUUUGCCUUCCAAGCUCCAGAACUGUGAGGAAAUAAAUGUCUGUUGUUUUAGCCACCAAACCUGGUAAGGCAGUCCUAGCAAGCUAAUACAAUAGCCUGUUCCUUAAUAAACAACUGCAAGAUUUAGUUUAUAGAAACCAGCUCGGAAGCAGUUGGUUUAGAAUGACUUUCCUAGGAAUCUGGUCAAGAAAGGAACUUACUAAAAGACUAUUCUCAUUUAACAAAAGAGAUAUUAAGUAUCUCAAAGGCCAAAUCUUUAAAAAGAUUAUCUGUUUUAAGCCACAAAACAUUUGUGUGGAUCCCUUUGCAGCAAGUUUGCUCUUAGAUAAGAUUCAGUCUUCGUUCUCAGCUGUUGCAGGUUAAGGCUUGUGAAAUGAUCCAAAAAGGGAACAGCAGCUUUUGGAGAAAACUUUUAUUUGUUCUUCAUUCUAGUGUCAAGUUUAAAGGCUUGAAGUCAGAAUGUUAGAAGUGGGGAAGGGGACCUUAGAGGUGACGUCUUCCAGAUGUUCCUGUUUAUGCACAAGGGGACAGUCUCGGAGAAUUAAGGCGCAAAACUCGGGUCCCAAUUUCUAGGUAGGUUCCUGUUUGUUCUGCUGCUAUCGUGCGCUUAUGGUGACUGUGUGAAUCCAACCAAAACGGAGGUUCCGUAUGCCAGUGGGGCAACGUUUUUCAGCUGCAAAUCUUGGGAAAUCAAAAGCAAGGCUGUUUUUUUUUUCUUUUCUUUUUUGAGACAGAGUUUCACUCUUGUUGCCCAGGCUGGAGUGCAAUGGCGCAAUCUCAGCUCACUGCAACCUCCACCUCCCAGGUUCAAGCAAUUCUCCUGCCUCAGCCUCCCAAGUAGCUGGGAUUACAAGCAUGUGCCACCACACCCGGCUAAUUUUGUAUUUUUAGUAGAGACUGGGUUUCUCUAUGUUGGUCAGACUGGUCUCAAACUCCCGACCUCAGGUGAUCCGCCGCCUCGGCCUCCCAAAGUGCUGGGAUUACAGGUGUGAGCCACCACGCCCGGCCUCAAGGCUGUGUUUCAGUGAAAUAUCCCUUGCAAAUCUUUACCUGGGUGGGUUACAGUGUUUUCACUAGACUCUUCAAUAGAAUUAAUAUUUUAAGAAAUGCCACUUGUUUAUUUGAAAAGUAUAAGAAUCCUAUCAAUGCAGUAGGCAUGAAUGUAUUCAUGUGUCUGGCUGUUCAUGAAGCAGCUGAUAUCUUAAGUGUAAGAGGUGAGAUUUACUGACUACCAGUAAAAUAUGCGAGUUGGGAGGCUAAUGAUUUUAAAUUGUAAAUGCGUCUGCAUAAGAUCCUUUAAAAUAGCUUUUAUUGUUCUUAAAUUUAUGUUUAAAAGAAAUUGACAUUAAUAUUUUCAAAUCAUCCAUAAUCUCCCAAACCUUUUUUGGUUUUCUGUUUAGUACCAUUUAAAUCUUUGUGUAUGUGUAUAUGAGCUACCUUUAAAAGAGCAGUCACCCAUGCGAGCAUUUGUUACCCAAUUAGUUUGUACUUUUUUUUGGUUUUUAUUUUGUUGUUGUUAUUUGUUUCUUUUUGAGAUGGAGUCUCGCUCUUCUCACGCAGGCUGGAAUGCAAUAAUGGCAUAAUCUUGGCUCACUGCAACCUCCGCCUCCCAGGUUCAAGCGAUUCUCCAGCCUGAGUCUCCCGAGUAGCUGGGAUUACAGGCGCCCACCAGCACACCCAGCUAAAUUUUUGUAUUUUUAGUAGAGACGGGUUUCUCCAUGUUGGUCAGGCUGGUCUCGAACUCUCAACCUCAGGUGAUCCGCCCGCCUUGGCCUCCCAAAGUGCUGGGAUUACACGCGUGAGCCACUGCGCCCGGCCUAGUUUGUGCUUUUUACUUACCAGUUAGGGGUUAUAUUACUGUGUAACAAAAUGGACGGUUAUUUCUAUUCAUUAACAAGAUUCAAGUAAUAGCCUCUUUAGCCACAUAUUCCUUAAUAACACCUUUAGACCUUAUAGGGGUAAUUAUUUUCUAUAUACUUUUCCAAUGUAUUUGAAAGUUUGUUGGCUCUUCUUCCGUAAUUAUACUAUAUCCUCAGUAAAGAAAGUUUGGCAUACAGAAAAGUUGAAGGAAGAAAAUUUUCAAUCACUGUUGUUCCACUACCAAGAAAUAAUACUUGGAGGUAUUUCCUUUCAAUCUUCAACAUGAGGAUGCUAAUGUCCCCCUCAUAAGGGGCCUUAAAGUCACUGACUCUGUGCACUAUUUCAUGAGAACAUUGAUGUGGGUAUUUAACCGAAAGAAAACUUGAGUUUUCUUUUUUUCCUUUUUAUUGUGAAAAUUUGGAAACUUAUUCAAAAAGUAGAAUAGUUAACUAAUUGAUGUACCCAUCAGCAAGCUUCAGUGAUUACCACCAUUUAAUUUUGUCUGCACCCCCCCACCCACUGCCACCCCAGCCCAUUCCCAGCAUGUGCCUCUGAAAGAGACCAACUUUGUCCUUUAAAAACAACCACAGUUGGCUGGGCACGGUGGCUCAUGCCUGUAAUCCCAGUACUUUGGGAAGCAAAGGCGGGUGGAUCACCUGAGGUUGAGAGUUCGAGACUGGCCUGACCAACAUGGAGAAACCCGUCUCUACUAAAAAUACCAAAGUUAGCCGGGCGUGGUGGCGGGUGCCUGUAAUCCCAGCUACUCGGGAGGCUGAGGUAGGAGAAUCGUGUGAAUCUGGGAGGCGGAGGUUGCAGUGAGCCGAGAUCACGCCACUGCACUCCAGCCUGGGCAACAAGAGUUGUCUCAAAAAACAAAAAAGAAAGAAAGAAAAAAACAACCACAGUUUCAUCAGCACAGCAAAAAGGUUUUUGUUUUUGCUCUUGGAUUUUGUCGUUUGGUUUUUGCUUAAUAUCAAAUAUCCAGUCAGUGUAAACUCGUUUAUAAUUUGGUCCUUUGAUUUCAAGGAGCUAUGAUGCAGUUCGUUGUGGGGAUGUGUUGUCUCCAUGUCAUACAUGUGACUUUGUCCAUGUUUGCACCCAGUUCAAGGAAGACACAACCCUAGGGAAAGACAACCCUCCCCGCCAAGCCUCUCUUCCCAUUCUUAAACAUAGGGUGGCGUUAUUCAGGUUGGACCAGUUUAAAAAGACUAACGCAUUUGUCCUCGUUGUUGGGUGUUUUUUUUCUUUAAAUUUGUAAAACAGGAAUAAUUGUGUUAGGAUGAAGUAUGAUACUAGGAGAACAGGGAAAACUAACCCAUCGUGUUAAAAGUCAGAAUAGUGCUUAACUCUGGCAGGAGGUGAGAUGGUUAGUAAUUCAGAAGGGGGUGCCAGGAGAGCUUCCAGAGCCAUUGAAAUGUUCAGUAGCUUGAUCUGGGUGAUGAUUUACAUACAUAAAAACAUAUUAAACUUUGAACUUAAGAUUUAUGCCUUUUACUGUUUGCACCCUAUAACUCCAAAAGAAAAGUAGAGGGGAAAAAGAGUCCCUGCAAAAGGCAGUCUUGAAAGAAAGCAAGUCUGUGAUGUGGAGAAUGCAUUGGACAGCUCUCAGCAAUUUGCUGUAGCUUGGGCAGAGAGAUAAAAGCUAAUGCCAGCAUCAGGUUGCCCAGGCGAGAGAAGGCCUGAAAGAAGACAGCGUGGAGAAAGUGUCAGCAAGCUUCAGCAACAGCAGGAGGCAGAUGGUAGGAGAGUGGGCCUCAGGUGUGGUGUGGCAGAGCAGAGUAGCCACACUUAGGCCCCAGAGACAGUGUCUUCUCACCCUCAGUUGAAGGGGCAGGAAAUCAAUCGCUCUAGUCACCCCUAAGCUGGAGGACGGACCUAAAGUUGCCACAGCUUUGAGAGGCAAAGAAGUUUGCUCAGUGGCUUUUAGAGACUUCUAGGGCCCUGGGACCCUGACACUGAGGAGGAGCAAACUGAAGGGGAGAGUGGGCACAUUCCUUGUUGGCUGCUGUGGUGAGCAGCAGCUGGUCGUUGUCAGUCAAGCUCCGGACCACUCUGAUGAUGCUCACUGCAUUUUGAUGGAGUAAGCCAGGGACAUUACCACUGUGUUUGAGCCAUCUGAAGUAUUCCUGGGUGGGUCUGCAGUUGGCAGCCCGUGAUCCUUUUUCCAUUCAAGGAUGAUGCAAAGGUAAGGGGCCAAGGCUGAGCUCUGUAGAUGCCUGUGAGAGCCUCCUGGUCUCAAGAGGUCAUACCAAGGGCCUUGGCCACCAAGGUUUCGUGAGGACCUUGAGGUGGUUUCGCCAUCACAAUGUCAGACGUGUCACACACCAUCUGGUAUGUCCUCACUGUAUAGAGGAAGAAGGGCCCAAGUGGUGAAUUAUCUACAAGUUUGUAGCAAAGCUAAUACUCAGACUCCCUCUACAGCCUUGCUACUCAGUGUAGUCUGUGGUCCGGCAGUGUCACACCACUGGGGUACUUAGCAGAAAUGCAGCUUCUCAGGCUCCACUCCAGCUCUCCUCAAUCACAGUCUGUUUUUUUGUUUGUUUGUUUGUUUGUUUUGAGAUGGAGUUUCGCUCUUGUUGCCUAGGCUGGAGAGCAGUGGUGCGAUCUUGGCUCACUGCAACCUCCACCUCCCUGGUUCAAGUGAUUCUGCUGCCUCAGCCUCCCAAGUAGCUGGGAUUACAGGCGCCCGCCACCAUGCCCGGUGGCGUGCAUGGUAAUUUUUGUAUUUUUAGUAGAAACAGGAUCUCGCCAUGUUGGCCAGGCUGGUCUUGAACUCCUGACCUCAGGUGAUCCACCCGCCUUGGCCUCCCAAAGUACUGGGGAUUACAGAUGUGAGCCACCACGCCUGGCCCACAGUCUGUAUUUUAACAAGAUCCCCACCUCAGUCUUAGGCACAUGGAUUCUCCUCAACCCCCAAUACCACAGAGUCUAUUAAUUUUUACCCAAUAGGGAAGGGGAAAAAGUCAAGAAAGAAUAAUGAAUUAAGUAAUCUUUCCCCCUCCAGGAAGCUCUUUAUUUAAUUUCGCUCCCAUGAAACACAAUUUGAAGAGUCUCUCAAAUAAACAAAUUCCAUUUUCUGAUAAUUAUUUAAUUGCCCCACUUUUGAAAUUUUUGUCAAAGACGACUGUCACUCCCUGUCAGAACUUCUAUUCAGCACAGUAUACCAAGCGUUUCUCCAUCGAGUUGUUAUAAUAUGAUCAAAAAGCAGGGAGAGAUGCUGCUUGGUUACCCUGUGGGGCCUUAUCGGGGCUCAGUGCAGUCUUUCCAUGUAGGCAUUCUCAAAUACUCAAUUGAAACCUGAUUGAGGAUCAUUUGAUCUCUGUUGGCCCUAGUGCAGUAGGCUGCUGAGAACCACUGAUGCAAUAGACUGAGAGACUAACUGCCUGCUUCCCUGUCAGCCCAGGCUCUGCUAAGGCCGUCUUAGUUACAGAAGAAAGUGGGGCAGAGAGCCCUGCAAGGAUUACAUUCCAUUCCUAACGGAGACAGGCAAGCGUUCAGUGCCCGAAGCAGGGCAGGCCUUUGUAUGGCUCACUUUUCCCUGUACCAGCCUCAGCCCCGUACAUUCAGAAAGCCCUGUCGGGAACGUGCGGGAUCACAGCACAAGACAGUCAUUCACUGAUUGAUUGACGACGUCAACAUUGCGGAAUACCUAUGUUAAGCUGAGUACGAGGGAUAUAAAAAGUAGGCCCUGGAGAGUGCCUCUGGGAUGCACAUAACCAGACAAGAUAAAGAAAAGGCAGAUCACGAGAUCAAGAGAUCGAGAUCAUCCUGGCCAACAUGGUGAAACCCCAUCUCUACUAAAAUUACAAAAAUCAGCUAGACGUGGUGGCGGGCGCCUGUAGUCCCAGCUACUCAGGAGGCUGAGGCAGGAGAAUCGCUUGAACCCGGGAGGCAGAGAUUGCACUGAGCUGAGGUCAUGCCACUGCACUCCAGCCUGGCAACAGGGCAAGACUCCAUCUCAAAAAAAAAAAAAAAGAAAAAAAAGAAAAAUUAGGGCAGCUUUUAGACAUGAGGCCCCAAAGUGCCAACUAGUGCACCUAAACUUCAACUCUCUUUUGAGUGUUUUAUGUAUCUACUCAGCAUCCAGUUGUAAAUAUGCAAAAAUCAAUGCCUACUGUAUUUAAAAAUUACUAAAUUCACAAUAACCACACAGAAUCUAUAAUAAAUAGAAUCAAUGUAAUAAUGACUCAGAUCCAGGGGAAGAAAAUUAUAAAAUUUUGGAAAAAAUGAUGAGCUAUUAAUUAAGAAAAUAGUUUGUUCCUUGGUGAGAAGACUCAAUGUAAAUAUGUCAGUUUUCUCCUGACUUAAGUCUUCAACACAGGCCUAAUAAUAUUGCAGUGGCAAAUGAUUGCCAGGGGCAGGAGGGGAUUUGGGGAAGUGGUAAAAAUGAUCUGUGUCUUGGUAGUGGUCGCUGCACAACUGCAUACAUCUGUGAAAACUCACUGAACUGCGCACUUUAAAAGGGUGAAUUGUAAUAUACAUACCUCAAUAAACCUUACUUAAAAAUUA
Homo sapiens (human) is the source of this 9577-nucleotide messenger RNA. RefSeq names its product synthesis of cytochrome C oxidase 1 (gene SCO1). NCBI's taxonomy places the organism in Eukaryota, Metazoa, Chordata, Mammalia, Primates, Hominidae. The transcript is spliced from 6 exons. The record is from RefSeq and is marked reviewed. Gene Ontology annotation, molecular function: copper chaperone activity; copper ion binding. Gene Ontology annotation, biological process: intracellular copper ion homeostasis; mitochondrial respiratory chain complex IV assembly; respiratory chain complex IV assembly. Bases 27 to 932 code for a protein of 301 amino acids. Gene Ontology annotation, cellular component: myofibril; mitochondrial inner membrane; mitochondrion.